Molecule: messenger RNA, 2820 nt
Organism: Anolis sagrei ordinatus
Lineage: Eukaryota; Metazoa; Chordata; Lepidosauria; Squamata; Anolidae
Source: RefSeq, a predicted model, not a curated record
AGAGGGAGAGUGAGGAAGGGGCGCCAGGGGAUGGCGGAGGCAGGCAGGCAGGCGAGGCCGAGCUCCUGAAGGCAAAGGCAGCCCCUUCCCCUCCUCCUCCUCCCUUUGCAGCCUCGCCUUCUUCCCUCCUCCUCCUCCUCCUCCUCCUCCUCCUCCUUGGGCCCCGAUCCCUGGGCCAUCCAUGGCUGCCACGGAACUAGAGCUGGAGCCCGCCGCGGUGCAGCUGGAGGCCGACGAGGACGAGGAGCAGUGGCUCUACGGGGAUGACAACGGCAAGCUGGAGGAUGGACCGAUUUCUGGAAACGCAGACUCCCACCCUUUGCAGGACCUUUCCAAGAUGGGCACAAUGGUCAACUGCGAAGAUCGAGAGCUCUUGCAGCAGGUCCUUCCGAGCGGAGAGGACGACGAAGACGAUAGCGACAGUGACAGCGACGACGACGAUAUUCGGGUCACGAUCGGCAACAUCAAAACGGGGGCUCCGUCGUACAUGGGGACCCCCAUGAACCUGAACCUCAAAACGGGACGAGGCUACGGAGCACCCACCACAGCCAAGUCCCAGCCCAAAGGCAUUGAUUUGGAGGCUGCGGGGAACAUCAACGGCUUGCCUGCCAUCGAAGCGGAUUUAGAGUCCUUUGAAGACAAACCGUGGAGGAAACCAGGCGCUGACCUUUCGGAUUAUUUCAACUACGGGUUCAACGAGGAGACCUGGAAGGCCUAUUGCGAGAAGCAGCGCCGGCUCCAGCUGGGCUUGGAGUCCUCCCCUCCGGUCAGCGUGGCCGAGAAUAAGAUCACGGUCCAGCAAGGAAGGACUGGGAAUACCGAAAAGGAGCCGGAGAACAAUAUCAUCAAAAUGGAUUUCAAGACGGAUUUUGUAGCUCUGGUCGGCGGGCGGAUCAAGGCCGGACCUCCGCCAAACAGGAAGCUGGGAGGGACCAUCGAUGUCAUUGGCGGUCAAGCAGGCACCAUCCGGCGGGUGGAAGGCAGGCGGCGUGACAAGCAUGCCUCUGAGGAGAACCCCAUUCAGGUACUCGGAGACCACGGGAGCAAACCCCAGGCUCCUCCGCAGCCAUCACAACAGCCGCAGCCACCUCCGCAGCAACAGCAGGCCUUUGCACCUCCGGCGAGACCCCCGCCUCCCCUGGGUGGCCCUCCUCCGCCCCACUUUUUGCACCCGCCCCCUCCGCCUGUGGCCUCUGUCCCGCCCCCUCUCCACCCGCCAGGUUUACCACCCGCUGGCCCCAUUCCAGGGCUGUUCCCGCCGCCUCUCGCUCCACCGCCGGCGCUUUUGAUUCCAACCCUUGAUGGCCAGCCUGCCGGCUACAACAACCGUCAGCCUCCUCCCUUUGGCUACAGCUCCUCAGAUUCGGGUUUCAUCAGCUACCCUCCCAUUUCCACGUCCCACACUCCCUGGGUGACGACGGUGGACAAAGGCUCCGGCGCUUCCGACGGUUGUCACUGGGAGUAUUCCAACUCAAGGCGGGAGCGGGAAAGGGACCGGGACCGGACCCCCACCACCAGCGAAUACAACAACGAUGACGAGAGGUAUCGCUAUUACAGCAGCCGGGAGCGCAACUACGAUUUCGAGCGGGAUUAUCGGCGGAGUCGGGAUCGCAGCCGCGAGAGGGAAGACCGCCACCGGGAGCGAAGGCACAGAGACAAAGAGGAGGGCAGCAAACACAAAUCCUCGCGGCGCAAGCAACACGAGAGCGAAGAAGGGGAGACCCACCGGCGCCACAAGCACAAAAAGAACAAGCGGAGUAAGGAGGAGAAGGAGGCCAAUGAGGACGGCGUUCCAGAAGGAAAUGGACAGGACUCCAAAGAGUAGCCGAUUCCCGUUCCAAGGACAGUCGGAGCACUUCUCCAACCAGGCCGCCCACCUCCUGCAAUUUCUGAAGGACUUCUUUGUAUUUUCUGAGAAAAUAAUGGCCAAGAUGGUGGGAAUGCAGGUUGCCCUCGCAAAAGCCAAACCAGAUUUCCAGGAGAGUGAGAAAAAAAAAUGGACAAAGCACCGAACUCUUCCCUGUGCGGGCGAAACUCCGCCGUGUCAGAUCCUAUGGCUUCUGAUAGGAGACCGCUUAAGGUUCAAGUCCGGAGCAAUAUCCGAUCUUAAAGAAGACGGACAGUGAAUGCACCAUGGAGCCACUUGGAAGAGGAACGUCGAGAUGUCCGACAGCCCAUUUCUUUCCCUUACUCAUGCCUCCUCAUUUCGCUCAAGGAAAGUGAUCGUUCACCACGGGCACAGGUUUGUACGAGACGCACACUUUUACCCCGGGAACUCAACAUCCGCAGGACCUGACACGAGUUCAGUGGGCCUCCUUGCAAAACUAUUCAACGGGAACGCAAUCAUGGAAAGCUUGCCUUAAGUAGUUGAAUGCAAACUAUUUACGGUGGCUGCCAAAAGCAACCUCUUUUGGUCCAACGAGGAUCGACGUUGCCAGUUCGUACGUCACUGACACACUUUUCGUAGCCCUUCCAACACUAAGCCUAGCCAUAGUCUACGUUGUUUUUGUUUUGAAAUAAACAAGAACGCACGCUCAGACCCUGAAUACAUUAAAAACCCCACUUUGCGCGCAUCCCUUCUUUUUAAAUUAUCUUCCACCUUUUGCCGGAAAUAUUUUAAAAAAAAACACUUCCAAAAUUGGUUUGAACUUUAUAUAUUUUUUUGUUGUUAUUGUAGUCAUGCAAGUCUGAGUGUUCGUAUGAAGCUAACGAAUUUGGAAACUUGAGCCAGGAUGUCUUUCGGUUCAUACACUAUCAUGGUGCAGUGAAUGGGUCCAUAACAGGAAAACAUGUGGGAAAUAAAGCAAUUUUUUUUGAAAA